Messenger RNA from Trichoderma harzianum CBS 226.95, 2539 nucleotides. RefSeq lists its product as hypothetical. Gene Ontology annotation, biological process: regulation of DNA-templated transcription. The transcript is spliced from 3 exons. Gene Ontology annotation, molecular function: zinc ion binding; DNA-binding transcription factor activity, RNA polymerase II-specific; transcription cis-regulatory region binding. Lineage: Eukaryota; Fungi; Ascomycota; Sordariomycetes; Hypocreales; Hypocreaceae. The coding region runs from base 119 to 2356 and encodes 745 amino acids. The record is from RefSeq and is a predicted model, not a curated record. Gene Ontology annotation, cellular component: nucleus.
CAGCCUUACCCACAUCCUAACAAGAACAUGUCAGCUUCCAACAUCCAAGCUCAAUCGCCGCAAAGAAUUGCAUCGACGUCAAUAAUUACUCCGAUCCCGAGUCGGAAAGAUUACCGCAAUGGUGAGAACAGCUGGCCGCUCGGCGCCUUAUGGCCAAGCGUGCUUGAGCUGCUUCAAGACCAAAUGCAAGUGCAUUCCUCGCCUUGAAGGCAGCGGAUGCGAAAGGUGUCACCGUCUCAAGCGACCAUGUCAUCCAGCCGACGUGCUACGGAGGCGCAGCGAUAAGAAGCAGAACUCGCCCGACGAUCGCAUCGCCAAACUAGAGGGCACGCUUGGCCAGCUGGUGUCGCUACUCCAAGCGGGCAACGUCAACGUGGAUAUUAUGAACAGUAUAGGAAACGUGGGCAAUAUGGGAAACAUGAGCGACAUUCAGGGCGACAGAGUCAGCCUAUGGUCGCAUCAGCAGCAUCAGCAGCAGCAGCAGCAGCAGAAUUCACCACCACAGCAAGACCAACAUCAACACCAAGAGCAGCAACAAAUGCCACAGUCGCAGUCAAUGCUCGAAGCCGAGGCGACUGAGCAUCACGCGACGACGCUGAUGCAGACCCCUCCCAGCGUCACUUACCAAGAUGUGGUCGCAGAAGGGUCCGGAAGAAGCGACACUGUGGAAGAACCGCGCAACUCUUUCAACGACGAAGACGAGCACACCGGGACUUGCGUCACCGGUGUCGCUGCUCCUUGGUGGGCAACGGACAAUACAAAUGGGUUCAAUGCCAACAGCAUCUCUCUGACUACCCCGCCAUCGACGGUGUUGGACGCGUUCAUGUCGCCGUCUGUAUCUCCGCCAUCUGCAUCAGUCUCUCUCGACACAUUCCGAUCGCGAAUGCUGCAUCACUUCCCCUUUGUUCACUUGCCCACCCACCUCACGGCUGAGCAGCUGCGGAUAGAGCGGCCCUUUCUGUUCCGCGCCAUUGUUUGCGUGACUUCAGCGUCGUCAGAGGACAAGAGGGAAAGCUCCCUCGAGCUAAAACGUGUGCUGUGCGAAAUGGCAUUUCUACAACUGUCGCCGCACCAGAAACAGCACCAACCGCAACAAACAAUCGACUUGCUUCUAGGUCUUCUCGUCUUUAUUGCAUGGGGCUGGGAGCACCUACACAGCCGUCGCAGUCUGUCUCGCCUCAUGGCGGUGGCUACAUCGUUGGCCGGGGAGUUGCGUUCUCUGGACCAAACAGCACCAGAUAUUACGCACACAAUAAGCCAACUCGAACCAAGAGGUGGGUUUGACGAUGUGUACAGCAACACGACGGCCACUACGAUUACAGCGGCAACGGUAUUAGGUGCUGGGUGGACUAAUGCUCGGCUCUACCUUGAGCGGCAGCGAGCCAUUCUAGGCUGCUUUGUGCUUGGAUCGGCCGUCUCAGCCUACUUCUCCCAGGUUGAUGCGCCACGGUGGGUGACUCAGAUGGACGAGGGUCUAGCUGCCAUUACCGCUAGCGGCAGCAGCAGUGUGGGUGCAGAGGGUGUGUCUGAUGCUGCCCUGGCUAUUCAGGUCCGCCUUCAGCUACUUGCUAUGAAGGCCACUCAGGUUCGGGAGCGUGCCCAACUGCCGGACCACCCUCCACCGGAGACACUUUCACCUCAAGCUCUCUUGUGCAUCAAGGGGCUCAUGGGGCAGCUGCAAGAAGUCCGGGCGUCUGUUCCUCAGGCAUUCCAGCAACACUUUGUUCUCCUAGCUCAAACAUACUACACGGAAAUGUGCAUUAUCGACACAAUCCACGUCCCGCCAUCUACUCAUGGACCACCGGCGAGGCCACCACCACCAACAUGUGGGCCUACGCGUCUGUCUUGCUAUUGGCAGUCGGCACUCGCAAUCAAGUCAUGUACAUCGACCUUUCUGACUCUUUCGCCGUCUGGACUCCUUGGCGUCUCCUUCAUCCAGUGGGCCCAGCUGGCACGAUGUGUGGCCACCCUGCAUCAACUUAGCGCAUACCAGGAGCCGGGCUGGGAUCCGGCCGCUCUAAGGGACCUCGUUAAUCUGCCCGUUCUGAUAUCCUGCAUGGCGGAUAAGCUAGAGCUGGCCGCUGCAGAAGCUGGUGAGCACCCAAUGUCAGCCGAUGGCGUGUUCGCCCAACUAGCCCGCGGACUACGAUCAUAUAAGCCGGAUUAUCACGAUAGAGGAUUCCUGGUCCAGCAGGAAGAGUCACGGAGAGAAGCAGAAGAGAGAGAUGGUGCGGUUACGACUACAGCUACGGUUACGGAUACAAACUCAGAGGCGUUGACAUAUGGUCAAGAGGCGGGAUACCUGAUGAGCCCUACGUUAUGGCUUGAUCAAUUCUUCGUUGAUUUUAAAGAUUAAACGAUAUCAACGAUAUCUACACCAUAAGCUUACACACAGCUAUGGGGGCGCAUAUACAGGACUGGAUCUGACACAGUAUUUUCAUUUGAUAGAUACCAUACAUUCACUGUCUUGCUUCUACCUUCUACUUUUCGACAUAGUGAUACGAUAGCUGACUUGCCUGAAUACACGUAAAGAACUGCA